GGCAAUAAUUUUUCCGUAACCUGAAGCAACACCCUCCUAAUUCUCCAUAAAAAAAGGCGGGAACUAGCCAACAGGCUGGGAAAUGAUGGGACGCACGCUUCUGCCCGUUCCGCCCAUUUCAGCCUCUGAUUGGUGGAUGUCCCUAGCCCGUGGAAGAGGCUCGCUCCUCAUUGGCUGUCAGUCUCCCGGGCCGGUCAGCGGCGCCGGUCCCGUUUCUUCCUCCUCCUUUCCCCGCUGCCGACGUGGGACUAGUAACCUCUGGUAGUUAGGGGCGGCGGUGUGGGUGCCAAACGGCAGGUGGGGAUGGGGGUGCUGCGCCUGCUGGCAGUGGCCUUCACCUGCUGCUGGUGGCCGCCUGGCAGCCAGGGUAAGACGCUGCGGGGCAGCUUUAGCAGCGCCGCGGCCCGAGAGGCGCAGGGCCAGAGCAUCGGCCACUUCGAGUUCCACGGUGAUCAUGCUCUUCUAUGUGUCAGAAUCAACAACAUAGCAGUAGCUGUUGGAAAAGAAGCUAAACUCCACCUAUUCCAAGCCCAGGAAUGGCUAAAGCUGCAGGACAUCAGCCAUGGUUAUAGUUGUAGUGAAAAAUUAUCCAAAGCUCAGUUGACAAUGACCAUGAAUCAGACUGAGCAUAAUCUGACAGUGUCCCAGAAUCCGUAUCCACAAACAUGGAACGUGUUUUAUGCAGACAAAUAUACAUGCAUAGGUGAUAAUGAGAAUUCACAGGUGGAAGAUAUUCCAUUUGAAAUGAUGUUACUAAACCCAGAUGCUGAAGGGAAUCCACUAGAUCAUUUUAGUGCUGGAGAAUCUGGGUUACAUGAGUUCUUUUUCCUCCUAGUCCUAGUGUACUUUGUGAUUGCUUGCAUUUAUGCUCAAUCAUUGUGGCAGGCUAUUAAUAAAGGAGGACCCAUGCACAUGAUUUUAAAGGUUCUGACAACUGCAUUGCUGUUACAAGCUGGUUCAGCUUUAGCUAAUUACAUUCAUUUCUCCAGUUACUCCAAAGAUGGAAUAGGAGUACCUUUUAUGGGAAGUUUGGCAGAAUUUUUUGACAUCGCUUCCCAAAUUCAAAUGUUGUACCUACUUCUGAGUCUGUGCAUGGGCUGGACGAUAGUCAGAAUGAAGAAGUCUCAGAGCAGACCUCUCCAGUGGGAUUCCACUCCUGCAUCCACUGGCAUUGCUGUGUUCAUUGUCAUAACACAGAGUAUUUUACUACUUUGGGAACAGUUUGAAGAGACCAGUCCUCACAGCUACUAUUCACACCACAACUUAGCAGGGAUCCUUCUAAUCAUUUUAAGAAUUUGCCUAGCACUGUCAUUAGGCUACGGACUCUACCAGAUCACUGCAGUGGAGAGAAGUACACUGAAAAGGGAAUUCUACAUCACGUUCGCCAAAGGCUGUAUCUUGUGGUUUUUAUGCCAUCCAAUUCUUGCAUGCAUAUCUAUCAUAUUUAAUGACUACCAAAGAGAUAAGGUUAUUACAAUAGGUGUUAUCCUUUGCCAGUCCGUUGCCAUGGUUAUUCUAUACAGACUCUUUCUGUCCCACAGUCUGUACUGGGAAGUUUCUUCACUUUCCUCAGUAACACUACCACUGACCAUAUCCUCUGCACACAAAAAUCGGCCUCACUUCUGAUACUUGCUUUUCUUUAAAGGAAAAGUGAAUUGAUUGAACAGAGUGCAAUAAGGAUCCAAAUACUCUGACUUUUUUUUCAUACUUUUGGUAUGAAAAAUUGAACAUAGACAGCCGAGUAUAUUAUUUAUACCACUGCAUUUAAGCAGUACCAAAACUGAAAUAGGUAAUAAAUGAAAUGUUUUGAAAAAUACUUAAUAAACUUUGAAGAGUGUUGUUAUAAGGUGAUUUAUGUAAUUUCUAUGUGGAAAUAAA
This is a messenger RNA of Molossus molossus (Pallas's mastiff bat), 1878 nucleotides long. It is a transcript of the gene GPR180, whose product is annotated as G protein-coupled receptor 180. Lineage: Eukaryota; Metazoa; Chordata; Mammalia; Chiroptera; Molossidae. The record is from RefSeq and is a predicted model, not a curated record. The coding region runs from base 304 to 1626 and encodes 440 amino acids. Gene Ontology annotation, biological process: G protein-coupled receptor signaling pathway; response to pheromone. The transcript is spliced from 9 exons.